CACUUAAUAUAACAAUAAUUAACUAUGUAAUUAUAACAAACAAUAUCGAAACCUAUAUUAUACACGAAGGAACGCGCUCCAUAGGCAAACAUAGCCCGGUGGUGACGUCAUCGACUCCCGCGCACCGUCGCCCGCGCCUCGCGAACUACAGCUACCGGCCACCGAGUACAGUUAGAAGAAUACGAACGUCUCGAGACGGACACCUUGUCCCCACGAGAGUUAAAACUCAGAGUGUUUUUGUUUAUAUUAUUCAGUUGUUGUUGUGGACGUAUUGAGCAAUGUGGCCUGCGUGUGCGAGAUAGAUUGCAGGCUGGAUCGCAAGACAGGCCAGACAGGCAAGACUAAGCGCUUUCACUUUUGAUUACAAGGAUAACAUAUCGGCCGCAGGUGUCAUGUCAUCCAGUCCUGACCUACAGUUGCCUCCAGGCGUCGUAGAACUCCGUGAAGACGUCCCACUGAAAGCGGGUAGCGGCUCCACCAGCACGCGGCUCUGCGCGGGCGGUCCGCGGCUCAUUCUCGCAGCUUUCGCCACGCUCACCGCCGCCAUCACACUAGCGCUGCUCACGCAAAUCUACUACGGAGACUACGAGGUGGUGCCGCACGGCUCCGUGUCGUCGUCGGCCGCGCCGUGUUCGCGCGCGGGCACGGCGGCGCUGCGGGCGGGCGGGCGCGCGUUGGACGCCGCAGCAGCCGCCGCCCUUUGCCUCGCUGUACUUGCGCCGCAUCGUACGUCGUUGGACGCGAGCGGGUCUUUGGUAUACUGGGAGUACAGGUCGUCGCGGACUCAGCUGCCGACAGUGGUGGAGUGGGGCGGCGAAGACGCGGCAUCGGGAAAACAACUUACGUCGAGACCUCCGCGGCUGCUGGUCGCUCUGGCUGCUCUGCACGCGAAGCUCGGGGUGCUGUCCUGGUCACAGGCUUUACAACCGGCAAUUGAUCUCGCAAGGGAGGGUUUUCUAGUGUCCGAGAGCCUUGCUUUGGAAGCAGAAUCUCGGGGUAUAACCGGAUACACGUCCACUGCACAUCGCACUGAACCAGCUCUAGCUGAUUACUUGGAAUCUCUACAAUCGAAUACUACCGCAGAGCUAUGCGCGGCGUGGUCCUGCGACGGCGCGGUCCGCUGGCGGGACGACGCGGCCGCCGUGUCGGUGGGCUCGUGGCGCGCGUGGGCGGCGGGGGCGGGGGGCGCCCUGGCCGCGGAGGCGCUGCAUGCUGCCUUCGGCAUAGACUCUUUACAGAUCACUCCAAGCAAUGUUCUAAAAGGGGUGGUAGACAGCCUGAGGACACAAUGGCAAACGGCGGGCGCGCAAGCGCCGGUCGGCGUUGCUUCAGGCUUAGCCGUUGUCGACGCGCGCGACACGUAUGCCGCGCUGGUCACAGGUCUUUCAAUGCCUUUCGGGUCGGACGCUGGUUCGGCCGAAAGUGAAACCGGCACACCCUGGACGCGCGAUGAACCGACCGCCCCUCUCGACCUCGCGCCGGCUAUCGUCGUCGACCAGCAUGUGUGCGGCACACGGUACGUGAUGGGAGCGGAGUCCGGCGCUGCGCUAGCGGAGGGCGCAGCGAGCGCGCUGAGCGGCGGCGGCGCGGGUGCGGCGGGCGCGGCGGGCGCGGUGGACGCGGUGGAGGGCGCACGAGUGGUCGUGCUGCCCGGGGGGGCGCUAGCGCUGGAGCGCGGACACUCACCGCCCGAUCUCCCCGACCUGGCGACCCUCCCGACGCUCAACGCCUCUAUACCUCUUCCCGCACUGAACUUUGUACAGCAGCGCGGGGACGCUCUCCUCUCGCACGCCGACAGCCGCGGCGGCGGAGUCGCGUCGCGUUUCUAAUAUUUACAUUAUUUGUUAAAUUUGUUGUUAAUAAAUUAUUGCACUUUUUA
This is a messenger RNA of Vanessa tameamea, 1879 nucleotides long. Its product is annotated as glutathione hydrolase 7-like. The record is from RefSeq and is a predicted model, not a curated record. NCBI's taxonomy places the organism in Eukaryota, Metazoa, Arthropoda, Insecta, Lepidoptera, Nymphalidae. The coding region runs from base 393 to 1829 and encodes 478 amino acids. Gene Ontology annotation, cellular component: extracellular exosome. The transcript has 10 exons.